This is a messenger RNA of Tribolium madens (black flour beetle), 1049 nucleotides long. RefSeq names its product annexin B9-like. The coding region runs from base 76 to 1023 and encodes 315 amino acids. The record is from RefSeq and is a predicted model, not a curated record. Gene Ontology annotation, cellular component: cytoplasm. Gene Ontology annotation, molecular function: calcium-dependent phospholipid binding; calcium ion binding. The transcript has 5 exons. NCBI's taxonomy places the organism in Eukaryota, Metazoa, Arthropoda, Insecta, Coleoptera, Tenebrionidae.
AUAACGUACUACAACGCGCAAGCGUUCAAUUCCAACGAGGUUAUUCAUAUUUUAAUUUACUCCCACAAUAAGAAAAUGACGGGAACGCCUACAAUCCGACCUGCAAGCAACUUCGAUCCCGAUCAAGAUGCUACGGCUUUAAAAACAGCCUUUAAAGGCUUCGGAUCGGAUGAAGAUGCAAUCAUAGAUAUCAUAACUCACCGAAGUAACGAACAACGUCAACAAAUCGCGGCUAGAUUCAAAACGAUGUAUGGAAAGGAUUUAAUCAAAGAAUUAAAAAGCGAAUUGAGAGGGAAUUUAGAAGACGUUAUCGUUGCUUUGAUGACUGAACCGAUCGAAUUUCAAGCCAAACAACUCCACAAAGCGAUCAGUGGGUUAGGUACCGAUGAGGGGACCAUCGUCGAGAUACUCUCAAUCCACGAUAAUGACGAAGUUAUCAAAAUUUCGCAAGCGUAUGAAGGAUUGUAUCAAAGAUCUCUUGAAAAUGACAUUAAGGGCGACACCUCCGGUACCGUAAAAAGACUCCUCGUCUCCUUAUCAACGGGCCAUCGCGACGAAUCUGAGACCACCGACCAAGACAACGCUUUCAAAGAGGCCAGAACCCUCCUAAGGGCCGGCGAAUUGAUCCAAGGGACCGACGAAUCAACAUUCAAUGCCAUUCUCUGCCAAAGAAACCGUUCCCAACUUCAACUCAUUUUCGAAGAAUAUGAAAAAAUCACAGGCCAUCCAUUUGAAAAAGCCAUAGAAAAUGAAUUCUCCUUGACUGCGAAAGAAUCACUUAUCGCCCUUGUCCACUGUUUAAGGGACCGAACCGAUUAUUUAGCGAAACGUCUCCACGACAGCAUGGCCGGAAUCGGCACUGACGACCGCACUCUUAUCAGAAUUGUGGUCUCAAGAUCGGAAAUUGACCUGGAAGACAUCAAAGAUACUUUCCAGAAUAAAUACGGGAAGACUCUCGCCGAAUUUAUACAAGGCGAUUGCUCGGGUGAUUACAAAAAGUGUCUCCUAAGUAUCGUUGGUUAAAUAAUUAAAGUGAUUUAACUACGAAA